AUGAAUAAUAUAAAACAAUUAAUUGAAGCUAUUUAAAAAGUGGAACAGGAGUUUCAUAAAUUAAAUAUCAAUCCUGAGGAUCGAAUACCCAUCAUUAGCAAAAUGCUAUUUAAUUAAAAUUUGCAGACUUUGGAUAAUCUUGAUUAAGUAUUGAUCGCAUAAUUUUAGCAAAGUGGUCUAAGUGAACUUAAUCAAUAUAUUGAUUACUUGCUUUAUAGAUUGGAUUCGUAAUGCGAUUUUGAGCUAAAUUUAAAUUAUUAAACAAAUGAUAAAAUAUUAGAGGAAAUCUCGUCAUAUCAGUAAUAAUUUAAGGAACAAGCGACAUAAGAUGAGAAUGAGGUUAAGAAAGUAUCAAGGCCGAGAAUCUCAGCUCAGAGAUGA
Messenger RNA from Paramecium tetraurelia, 381 nucleotides. RefSeq lists its product as uncharacterized. The record is from RefSeq and is a predicted model, not a curated record. The transcript is spliced from 2 exons. NCBI's taxonomy places the organism in Eukaryota, Ciliophora, Oligohymenophorea, Peniculida, Parameciidae.